AUGCCUUUCCAAAUCCUUAAAAACUACAUGAUCCCUCGCAAGCAAAAGUCCGCAAUCCCGAAUGGCACACCGACAGGAGAAGCUAUCGAUAUUCCUCGAGGACCGCUCAACAUCUGCAGAACUCUAAGAUGGACUCUUGAUCCGGGAAACGAGGGGGAAUUUCUGCUGACUCUUAAGAAACCACUCAGCACGGUCCUUGCAGCAAAGUAUGUGGAAUACUAUGUCGUCUAUUCAAGGCCCGGCUUGAAUGAGAUCAAGCUGCAUCGCAACUGUGCAAGAUGGUCUGUCAGGGGCCUGCAGUUCGCGGAGAUCUACAAGCAUGUGGCCGGGGUCUAUGAAGAAAUCAUCAUGGUGCGCCAAGCUUGUGUGGACGUGCCACAGAUUUGCUGGAGGAACGACAUAUGGAUGCCUACCCUGCCUUUCGUCAGGAAAUCGACGAAAUAG
Molecule: messenger RNA, 444 nt
Organism: Cladophialophora bantiana CBS 173.52
Lineage: Eukaryota; Fungi; Ascomycota; Eurotiomycetes; Chaetothyriales; Herpotrichiellaceae
Exons: 2
Coding region: 1-444 (147 amino acids)
Source: RefSeq, a predicted model, not a curated record